UUUGAUGAGAACUCUACGACCAUAGCCUGAAUCAGAGAGUGAGUCCCAUUGGAUUGGGCGUUUAUGGAGCCUUAAUUGUUGAGUGAUGAUGACGGCUGGUGUUAUCAUGUACUUUACUGUUUACUGCACUUUUUGGAUCUGAAAAGUGUUUUGCAACAGUUUUGCUUAUCGUUUAUGUUGUCUCUCUCUCCCUCUCCUCUCUUUCUCUCUCUGAUCUCCAGGUACUCUUCCUGUGUGUAAACUCCGUCCACCAUCUCCACCAUCUCCAUGGCCUCCAGACCCGCCCUCUCCUUCCUAUUGGCCGUGCUGGCCUGCACGGGGCCUGCACGCCCCUCCCCUCCCCUGCUGCUUCGCCCACGGGAGAGAGAGAGGGACUCGGGGGGCGUGUCCGGCGGCGUCAACAUCGCCGUGGUACACUCGGGCUCCUCCCUGCUCCCGGAAGCGAACGGCAGCGGAGGGGGCGCUCGUGGCAGCGUCGGUGUUGGUGGGGGCGGGGCCUCGGGCCGCGGAGGGGGGGGCUGGGCUGGCACCGUGGGCGACAGUGUGGUGACGGCCUCAGGCUCGGCAAACGUCAUCUGGCUGACAGUGAACGAGAGCAGCCCCGGAAGCCUGCUCUUGCAGCUGUGUGACCUGCUGGCCACCACGCCGCUGCAGGGCCUGGUGUUCGAGGAGGACCGCCCACCCCCACCUGACCGCGCCCCACUGGCGCCAAUGCUCGAGUUCGUCUCCGCGCAGACUGGCGUGCCCAUCGUGGCCGUGGGCGGAGGGGCGGGGCUUGGCAGAGAACCCCAGGAGAGUGGCUCCAUCUACCUGCAGUUCACAUCCUCCACUGCCCUGCAGCUGGAGGUCAUUUUUGAGGUGCUGGAGGAGUACGACUGGACGGCCUUCUCGGUGGUGUCCACACGCUACCACGGCUACGAAGACUUCCUUGACAUGGUGGAGGGCAUCACGGACGGCUCGUUCAUCGGGUGGGACAAGAAGAGCAUGGUGAUGCUCAACCUCACCGGGGACCCUGGGGGCGUGCAAACCCGCCGGAUGCUGAAGGAGAACGAGGCCCAGGUGCGUCUGCUGUACUGUUCUCAGGAGGAGGCCGAGCUGAUCUUCCGCGAAGCCCUGGCCUCAGGUCAGGCCACGUCGUCGCACCUGUGGUUUGCCGUUGGCCCGGCGCUCUCCGGCCUGGUCAUUGAUGGUUUGCCAAAGGCCCUGAUCACCGUGAGGCCCCAGGGCUGGAGGGACGAGCCCCGCCGGCGCAUCUCCAAGGGCGUGUCGGUUCUCACCCACGGCGCCAUGGCCCUCAGACGGGAGUUGGGCAGCCAGAGGUGGACGAGCUUCGCUGGCAACUGCAACACGGAUGGGAACACGACGCAGAGGAUACCACAUAGGAUCAGGUACUUUAGCAACAUAACCCUGGGUGGACGGGACUACUCCUUUAACAAUGAAGGCUACCUGGCCAAUCCGCUGCUGGAUGUCGUCUGGUACUCAGCAGGGAGAGGCUGGGAGGAGGUGGGUGUUUGGGAGAACGGAAUCCUGAAGCUGCGAUACCCGCGCUGGUCCCGCGACGGCGUCUUCCUCAAACCACUGGACAAUGCCCAGCACCUGCGCGUAGUGACGCUGGAGGAGAGGCCUUUCGUCAUCGUGGAGCCGGCUGACUCCGCCUCAGGCUGCAUACGUGAUUCGGUCCCCUGCAGACUGUCUUUCAACUCCAGUGUGGUGGCGGAGGGCACCACAUCCAUGAAGCACUGCUGCAAAGGCUUCUGCAUCGACGUUCUCAAGAGAUUGGCCAAGAUAGUGGGCUUCACCUAUGACCUGUUCCUGGUGACUAACGGCAGACAUGGGAAGAACAUUAAUGGGGAGUGGAACGGCAUGGUCGGGGAGGUGGUGGCCAAGCGGGCCGACAUGGCCAUAGGCUCCCUCACCAUCAAUGAGGAGAGGUCGGAGGUCGUGGAGUUCUCCGUGCCCUUCGUAGAGACGGGGAUCAGCGUCAUGGUCUCCCGUAGUAAUGGCACCGUCUCACCCUCAGCCUUCCUGGAACCCUACAGUCCUGCGGUGUGGGUGAUGAUGUUUGUCAUGUGCCUGUCGGUCGUCGCGGUGACCGUCUUCCUUUUCGAAUUCUUCAGUCCGGUCGGGUACAACCGCAGUCUGCAGAAUGGAAAAAAGGCAGGAGGCUCUAAGUUCACCAUAGGCAAGUCCGUGUGGCUGCUGUGGGCCCUUGUGUUUAAUAACUCUGUGCCUGUGGAGAACCCCAAAGGGACCACCAGCAAGAUCAUGGUGCUGAUCUGGGCUUUCUUCGCCGUCAUCUUCCUCGCCAGCUACACAGCCAACCUGGCCGCCUUUAUGAUCCAAGAGGAAUACAUCGACACAGUGUCAGGGCUCAGUGACAAAAAGUUCCAGAACCCCUCUGAGCAGUACCCACCACUGCGCUUCGGCACCGUCCCCAACGGCAGCACGGAGGAGAACAUCCGCAGCAACUAUCCUAACAUGCACCAGUACAUGGUCAAAAACAAUCAGAGAGGAGUGGAGGAGGCCAUAGAAAACCUGAAGACAGGCAAGCUGGAUGCCUUUAUUUACGAUGCAGCCGUGCUGAACUACAUGGCUAGGAGGGACGAUGGCUGCAAGGUGAUGACCAUUGGCUCGGGGAAGGUGUUUGCGACUACCGGCUACGGCCUCGCCCUGGCCAAGAACUCCCGCUGGAAGCGACCUCUGGACCUGGCUCUGCUGCAGCUGGUGGGAGAUGAUCAGAUCGACAUGCUCGAGCGUCUGUGGCUGUCUGGGAUUUGUCAUAAUGACAAGAUUGAGGUCAUGAGCUCCAAGCUGGACAUCGACAACAUGGCUGGCGUGUUCUACAUGCUCCUGGUGGCCAUGGGCCUCAGCCUGCUGGUCUUUGCCUGGGAGCAUCUGCUCUACUGGAAGUUACGGCACUGCUUCGGUCGUCAAGGCGGAAUGGACUUCUUGUUGGCUUUUAGCAGGGGAAUGUACAGUUGCUGUAAUUUUGAGGAUGAAACAUCACCUGGAGGCAAUCAAGGCACACUUCCUCUGUAUCAUCAUGUACCUCCACCACCACCACCACAGUUCAUCUCUACAGGUGUAGCCAACACAUCUAUGGCUAUGGCAACACAACAGCAGCAACAGCAAAAACACCACCAGCAGCAACAGCCACAGCCACCGCCUGUGUACAGUUCGCUUAUUCAUGGUUCACCUCCAGCAACUGUGCAUUCUGGGAUGGCCCUUGGACCAUCCAACAGUCCCAUUUUGGGGGCACCCAUGCCUUGCUCAACGUUUCUCCCACGUCAUGAUCGCAGACUCGCUGUGGUGGACCGCUGGACUCGCCCCAAGGCUGGCCCUGAGAAAUCCAUUGGCGUCGGUGGUGGUAUCACAGAGCUCUCGCAGUUCCCACAAGGCAUGGCCCCACACUGGGCUGGAGGAGAAAGAAGCCUUGAUGAGUAUAAGCGCUACUAUGGUCCCAUCGAUCCUGAAGGCUUAGGAGCUUCUGCAGAGCCACAGACGGCUAUAGCCCAGACCCCGAAGACUACUCAGAGAGGAACAAAGUCUGCGGUAAACCCACGGGUACUUCCAAAAGUCCAACCACCAAAGCUGGCCUUGCAUGGUUCACCUCAACGGCCGGCUUCUUUGUGGAGGAAAAGCAGCCUUUCAAAGAGGAAAGACUCUGGAGGGCCUCUUUACGAGAACAUCCUACCUUUAGGGAGGAGAGGUGGAGGGCGGAAUGGAUUGAGGGAAGGAGGUGGAAGAAGAGGCCGUCGUCCUCCUCCUAUCCCCCUUCCAGUGCCUGUCCCGCUCUCUUCUCCUACCCAGACUCCUCCUUCUCCCUCUCCUUCGUUAUGUUACACCACCUCCGCCUCAACCACAUCCAGCACAUCGUCCUCUUCUUCAUCUGAUUCUCUCUCCCGUUCCAACUCGCCUUCCUCUUCUACGUACACAUCGUCGCAGAGUUUUAGGUACAGAGGUGGUGCGGUGAGGGAUAUCUAUGGGGAUUUUGACACUGAUGAGCUAACUGAGGAGUCCAGCCUGCUGCUGGGGAGAAGGAAGGGUCGCUCCCGUAUGUCAUCUCGCUCUCUUCCCUGCAGCCCCCCUCCUCCGCCCAUACCACCCCGCAAACCACGCCAGCCAAGGGAGAACGGCCGAGACAGAACCGGAACCCAGUUGGCACAACUGCAGGAGUGGUGGGCAUCCUGGGGAGAGAAAGAGAGGGGCAGAAGAACAGUGACGAGAGAAGACAGGGAGGAAAAACGACACCACAAGGAAAGAGAGCGUGAGAGGAGAAGAAGAAAGAAAGGCAGGAAGAAAAAGAAGAGAGAAGAGCGCGAAAGGGAGCAGGAACGCAAAAGACGCAAGGCUAAGAAAAAGAAGAAGAAAGAGGAGAAGAGGCGAGAAAAGGAAAGACGACCUGAACAGGAUGAGGGAAUUAUAGAUAGGAAAGAGGAGUAUGAAAAAAGGAUGUCACAAGACUACUCCUACCCUGGCUUGAGGCGCAGCUCGUUCCGUAAGAAAAGUGAAAGCUCCAGCAGGAGUUAUGACCGGGACAUAACAAGAGACGAGUUGAGACACGAGAGAAUUGAUGAACGUGGAGAUGAUGGGAACGACGGCAGAGGAAGGGAAAGGCAAAGGAGCCCUCUAUCUCAUGAAGCUAGGCAGCGAGCCCUUGUCAAGCGAUAUCCAUCCUCUAGCAAACCCUCAACUGCAGUCAAGUUCUGGGGAAGUGGGAACCCCAAACACGCUCCUUCAUCUUCUUCGCUUUUACCCCUUCUCCCGCUUUCCUCCAAACGCCGGAAAUCUGUUGGCAGUGAAAAAGAGGGCAAGGGGAGGGGAGUGGAGAGUCGACCCCUACUGGGGAGGAAUGGCAGGAGCAGGGCACGGUCAAGAGAAGGCAUAUCACUGCAUGAGUGGGAUUCAGACGAGGAGGAUGAGGAAGACGCGUCUGAGGUGGACAGAGGAAGAGGAGAGAAUCACGGACGCAGACGUGAAGGAAGAGGGAUGGAGUCAGAAUCUGACAGGAGCCGGGAGCGGGAGAAGACCAUUGAGAUAUACACAGAUGAUGAAGGCUCGUCGGGAGAGUUUGGGAAGUUUGAGAGAUACUGGGAGGGUCAUGAGGAAAGAGCUGUUGGAGGAAUUGGUGGUGGAGGAUGGUUCUUUGGCACUUACCCUGCCCGCGAAAAAGGAAGCAGCAUUAACAGCCGAGAUGACUCUUUUGUGGGAUUGGGGCCAGGAGAGGGCAACUGGGGUUUGGGAAGUAGUUCACGUCAGUGGCCACCACCUACGUUGACUCCCCCACCACCGAGAAGAUACUGGUCUGUGGAUAAGCUACCGGUAAAGAGUGAAAAGAAAGUCAAGAACAGGUCCCAGGACAACAGCAAGGGCCACACAGCUUGCAGCUGCCACUCUCCACACCAUAUGGGGAAAUCCCACUCCAAGUGGAGUAGGGUGACAUCUCGGAGUCAGGAGGACCUACACCCUCACUGCCAGAGCAGCAGCAGCACCCGGCCUAAACACCAGACGCCCAAACCCGACCGGUCCCAAGGCCAAGCCAAUACCGGGAGCCAGUUGAACCUCAGUGUCCAGAGACCGCAGCGGUCAGACCGCAACCGGCAGCCCUCACCUCCACAGGCUCUGAUCACUCCCCUCAUGGCCCCAUCCCUCCCCGCCCUCCCCCCGCCACCCUCCUCCUCCCACCCCAUACAUGUGCCUCCACCCACGUCGUCCUCGUCAGUCUCAUCCCCAUCUGUGGUCUCCUCAACCCCCGGGGCCCCUCAGCCCUCCUCCAUGUCAUCGUCCAGCGCCAAACUGCAGUACCAGAGACUGCGGUCAGUGCCCCAGCGGUUCCAGUCCCCUCAUCCCCCCCUGAAAACCAAGAGCUUGUGCUCCCGUCGGGGCUCUGCACACUUCUCCAGCGUGGAGAGUGAGGUCUGA
This is a messenger RNA of Clupea harengus (Atlantic herring), 5922 nucleotides long. RefSeq names its product glutamate ionotropic receptor NMDA type subunit 2D a (gene grin2da). NCBI's taxonomy places the organism in Eukaryota, Metazoa, Chordata, Actinopteri, Clupeiformes, Clupeidae. Gene Ontology annotation, cellular component: membrane. Gene Ontology annotation, molecular function: signaling receptor activity; ligand-gated monoatomic ion channel activity. Gene Ontology annotation, biological process: monoatomic ion transport. The record is from RefSeq and is a predicted model, not a curated record.